AUGCCUUCACGAUUAAGCUCACCGGUUCUAUCGGUGGACGCAGCCAAGAUUCAUGAGGUGGAUACACGGAAUGCGGAGUCGCUACAUGGAAUGUGGAUGGUUUUCUCGAAAUGUGCAGAUUACAUGGAGGAAGGACGACGGCUAGAAAACCUGAGUUGGAGAUUAUGGACGAGAGAAACGUUCUGUGUUGAGCCGCCCCUUGCAGCAAUUACACCUCUAGAGGUCCGGCGAUUACGAUGUGAGUCUAGGGAGAUUCCGGAGCUGUCUUCGAGCGUGGAAUCUGCCGCUUCAGAUGAGGCGGAUCGAAUUGAGAGCCACAUCAACGCACCCCGGGCGCUGGACGUCAAGCCAGCCAUCCUCGAAGAGGAACCAGCAUUGAGUAUAAGCAGAGGGAAGGAAAAGCACAUCACAUCGUUAGGAUUAGAAAGAAUGGUUUACAAUAUAAAGGAGAAGAAAUAUUUGGAACCAUUGUCAUUGCCUACUCUUCCAACUCAGCCCUCAACGUCAAUUACAACUACCACUACCGCCACGGUUGACAUUACACCCCGUGCCUCCUCACCCACUCCCACCCCUGAUCUAUUAGAAUCACAUCAAGUCCGCCCUCAUCAAUCGUCAGAUUCAUGUUCUACAGCUGCCCUCGAAGCCUUAGAAAGUGAUCAUGCUCCUCAAGCAGACUCUGACACCAGUGUCUCGUCCUCAGGACUCUUAGAGUCAUCCAGCGUUGUCCGUGGAUUUUCCCCUUCACAAAUUUCCUCAUCAUACCGAUCACACCCACAAAUAUCAACAAGUUCCUCUCCUUCAAAGACAGCUGUGACACAAAAGGGCUCACCGCUCAAGAAGAAGGGUGGGAUGUUUACCCUGGGUGGCUCAUCAGGUGACGACGAGAGCUCGUUUGAGGAUCGCAUGACGACGAAACCCCAACAACCACUCCAACAACAGCAACAGCAACAGCAGCAACAGCAGCAACAACAACAGCAGCAACAGCAACAACGCAGCUCGCUAUCAGAUGGUCUACAUCAAGUUGCUGACACCAUGCAAAAGAUGGCCGUAUUGAAAAAUUCGAUGAGUUCUAGAUCACCCAUCCGACCAAUUACUGAAGCCUCGGAGGACGAGGACGCGAUCGAGACCGAUGACGAUGAGGAGAUUUCAGAGAGCGCCAUCGAGGAUGACGAUGAUUCUUCAGAAUGGGAAGACUCGAUUCCCGAAAGUGGUCGAUCGAGCGUUGAUGAAAAGGAAUUAUUCCAGCGCGUCGACUCGCGACCGAACCUCGUCUCGCGCCCCUCGCUGCUAACAAUGAUGAUCCACCAACCGCAACGGAUGAAUGAAGCUCCCACAGGCUCCCGAUCGACACCAGCCCUCCAACAAUCGCGCCUCUCCUCUCCCACGCGAAAUUCCGCCGCCGCUUCCCCAGACAGUGACGAGAACACCCUCACCAUGAAAGGCCCCGACGUCCCCCGCUCAAAACCCAUAAUCGUCAAGUCAAUGCCCGCCUACCAACACCAAACAGCCCACUCGCCCCGAACAACCCGAAGAAACAUGCUCGCCACCGAGUUGACGGAGUCACUACGACGACAUCUACUCUGGGAGCGGCAACAGAAGUCCACCACGGUCACCGCGGGCUUCAAGCGACGGCAUACAGCACACGACAUGGCGAAUCUGCAGGAGUAUCCAAGCACGACAAAUAUGAAACUGAAUGGCCUGAAGCAGACACAAACACAGUCGCAAAAUAUCGCCGCUGCGCCUAACUCAGCCGCACGGGAUAAGGAGACCUCCAAGAAUAAUUCGUGGAAUCACUAUUUCGAUUACGGCCCAUGGGAAUAUCACGUCAAGGGCUGGUGAUUGUUUUAAUUUUUAAUUGUCUAUUAUUUAUUUUGUUGUCUUUAACGGAUGUUUUUUUUUUUCAAAGUUGUCAUUAACUGCAUGCAUAAUUCUGGCCUGGGAAGGAUCUAUGUUUUUGCUUUUUCUUUUUCAUGUUUCCCAUCGCUCAUCCAUUCAUCCAACGUCCUUAUUUUACCUCAAGCAUCUUGCUGUCUUCCUCCCAGCAUCAUAUAUAGUAUUGUUAUCAGACCAGCGACCUUUUAGAUACCCCCACCCCCAAGGAUCCUUUCUUUUUUUUCCCCUCAGCCGGAGCAAGAACAGUCGCAAGAUCAACGGUGGUCAUAGCCCUAUUUGUCUUUUUGUGUGUAUUGUGUGUUUUUACUUCUUGCGCUUUCCCGCUUUUGUUCUCAUGUCUCGCUUUCAUGUAUGUAUCUUAUCUUGCCAGUUGCAUAUUAAAUAUACCAUUACCAUUACCACCAUACAUGCUUUAACUUUGCU
Molecule: messenger RNA, 2316 nt
Organism: Histoplasma capsulatum G186AR
Lineage: Eukaryota; Fungi; Ascomycota; Eurotiomycetes; Onygenales; Ajellomycetaceae
Exons: 2
Coding region: 1-1839 (612 amino acids)
Biological process (GO): regulation of nitrogen utilization; negative regulation of transcription by RNA polymerase II; mitochondria-nucleus signaling pathway
Cellular component (GO): cytoplasm
Source: RefSeq, a predicted model, not a curated record